AUGGCAAUGGGUGAGAAACCCGCUGGGGGGACCCCCCCGUCACCCGCCCCCAUUAGGAAAAAUACCCCCGUCACCCGCCCCCAUCACCCGUCUCGGAUUUCCCCCAGACCCGGCACCCGUGUGGGUGACGGGUACCCAUCGGGUGACACAGACCCGAUUUCCGGUGAGGAGAUCUGCAGCGGCGGCGUCGGUGACUUGACCGCCGGCCUCGAGGUGGAGUUCUGCUCGCCUUCUCCCGUUGCGGCCUGCGGGCUCGACGGCGCCAGCGCGGCCGCGGAAGCGGAACCAGCCAUCUUGGUGGAGCGGUGGAGCCGCCGGUCGCACGCAGGAGCUGCCGGCGUGGAGUGGAGUGGAGCUGCGAGAGAGCGAGAGCGACUGCGAGUGUGCGUGGUGGGCGGGGGCACCGCCGCGCCGGGCCCUCGUGCCGUGACACCCUUAACGGGCCUUCAGACGGACAAGUUUUUCUCGCCACGCCGCUACGCCCCUCGCGCCGCUACACUUCCCUGCUCCACGAUGGCCGCCACGCCGCGACGAUCUCCACGGGCAUACAGAGGCUCCAGGUCCCUCCGACUGUUGCGCCGCGUCCCUGCCUAG
This is a messenger RNA of Striga asiatica, 594 nucleotides long. NCBI's taxonomy places the organism in Eukaryota, Viridiplantae, Streptophyta, Magnoliopsida, Lamiales, Orobanchaceae. The record is from the annotation of a GenBank genome assembly.